This is a messenger RNA of Oryza brachyantha (malo sina), 2000 nucleotides long. Its product is annotated as ethylene-responsive transcription factor CRF3-like. Bases 496 to 1377 code for a protein of 293 amino acids. The record is from RefSeq and is a predicted model, not a curated record. Gene Ontology annotation, molecular function: DNA-binding transcription factor activity; DNA binding. Lineage: Eukaryota; Viridiplantae; Streptophyta; Magnoliopsida; Poales; Poaceae. The transcript has a single exon. Gene Ontology annotation, biological process: regulation of DNA-templated transcription.
CCCAACGAACCCCCGCAGCCUCUACCUUUCCCGCCCUUAACCUCUCCCCUAAAACCCUCUUAAAACCCCCGGAUUAUCCCCGAGAUCGAGAGUGGUUUCGUGCCUCCUCGCCUCGAUCAGUCCGGCAGGCGGAGAGUGGGGUGUUCUUGGAUCUGAUUUUGCUGUGGUGGUCUCAGGUUUUGAGGCUUUUUUUGGGGGUUUGGGAUUCGGGUGCCUUUGCUUGUUUGACCCGGUUCUUGGAGAGUGAGCAGUGAGCUAGUGGUGAACUGGUGAUAGGUAGUAGCUCACUGGGAGUGCCAGAUCCGUGGCUGGCGUUUGGUCCUGGGAGGAAUCUUUGAGAUUUUCUUUGUGUUUUUGAAGUUGAUUCUGCAAGUUUUGAGGAGAAUUUCGAGAUUUUGUUUGAGUUGUUUGGUCCCAAUUUGAGCGGGUUUGUUGGGUGGGUUUCUUGGUGGUGCGCUUUCUUGGAUGAGAUUUGGGGUGUCGUCCUUGUAGCGUAUGGAUAUGCGGCCUCCGAUGGUGUCUCCGGCGGACUCCCUUGCCGCCGGCAGGAGUCGCCGCGUUGCUGCCAAGAUGCCGAUGCCCCGCCCCAAGCGCGUGCGUGUCUACUUCGUCGACGCCGACGCCACGGACACGGACUCCUCCGGGGACGAGCGCUCCCGGCGGCGCGUCCGGGAGGUCAUUGAUAUCGACGUCGGGACCGCCUCGCCGUCUCCGGCGCCGGCGCAGGCGCAGGCGCACCCGAGGCGGCUGGUUCCGUCGACGGCGCUGGCGCGGCGGCGCGCGGGGCUGGCGGUGAGCCGACGGUUCCGCGGCGUGCGGCGGCGUCCGUGGGGCAGGUUCUCGGCGGAGAUCCGCGACCCGAGCCUGCAGAAGCGCCUGUGGCUCGGCACCUUCGACACCGCCGAGGAGGCAGCCGCCGUGUACGACGACUACGCCCUCCGCAUCAAGGGCUCCCACGCCGUCACCAACUUCCCCUCCGACUCCGAUACCCCCUCCACAAAGGCCAAGCCCCGUCAGCGGCCGUCCGGCAUGAAGCUCCGCCCUCGCAGGCUACCCACCGGGGACACCACGGCCACGCGCAUCACCGCCCCCGCCUCCACCUCGGCGCCGGCGCCGCCACGGGAGCCGCAGCCCGAGGAGGACAACCGCGCCGCCGCCGACUCGUUCAACCCGUUCGCGUCGCCGACCUCCGUGCUCCGGUACGCGGCGGACGAGGUAGCCGCGCCCUCCUUCGAGCACCUCCUCGUCGAGCUGGGCGACCUCUCCGCCCCGCCGCCGUCCACCAAGGCUGCGGAGUUCGACUGGCUGCCGUGGUGGGAAGGGGAGGACUUCGUGACGGCGGGGCUAACGGCGAGCAACGCCGUCAGCGUGAAAUGAUGCCGUUGCCCCCACCCCCAUCCCCACCCGUUUCGCGCGCGCAAGGCGGGAAAAAAGUGGCGGGAGACGCAUGAAGGCGGCCACCGAGCCAGCCAACCCAGGAAUAGUAGUAUUAUAUUAAUUUUAUUAUUAUUAUUAUUUCGUGGCAGUAAAAAAAACCAGCGGAGUUUGAACUCCUAGUGAAGUGAGGCAGAGCGGAGCAGCCGCAGCAGUAAAUGGUGGUGGCGUGGGGCCCAAGGCGGGUGGGCCGGCGCGCGCUUUGUGCGUGAGCUGCCUUGAAUGGCACGGCUCCCGCGUGGAAACGGAACAGUGUAGUUGCGUGGCAGAUAUUUAUUUUUUUCCCUUUUUUUUUUCUGUUUUUGUUCGGAGGGAGUAAAAAUUAAAUGGUGGUGGCGUUUGUCUCGUCUCUCACGUGCCGGUCAGACCGUGUCAGCGCUCAGCAACCGGCGGUGAAUGGGUGUGAUUAGUGGCUGCUGAUGUGGGUGCUUACAGCUGUUAAACUGCACUCUGGUCGUCCCCUCUCCUCCUGUGAUGACAGGUGACAGCGACCACGCCGGCGAUCUGUGGUCGGGGCUUGUUUGUUUAACGUGGUUGGUGAUUUUAAGCGAUGAAAAAAAAUGUUU